Knipowitschia caucasica is the source of this 1206-nucleotide messenger RNA. The record is from the annotation of a GenBank genome assembly. Lineage: Eukaryota; Metazoa; Chordata; Actinopteri; Gobiiformes; Gobiidae.
AUGGAGUCGCUGAAGGGGAAAACGCGAGGAGAGGACUUGUAUGAACAGGUGUCCGCUGUCAUCGAGAGAAGGAAUCUACCAUGGAGUAAACUGGCUAACGUCACCACGGAUGGAUCGCCAAAUUUAACUGGAAAAAACGUCGGGCUGCUUAAAAGAAUUCAGGAUAAAGUGAAAGAGGAAAACCCUGCGCAGAAUGUUGUUUUCCUUCACUGCAUCAUUCACCAGGAGUCUCUGUGUAAGUCUAUAUUGCAGCUUAAUCAUGUUGUGGAUCCAGUUGUUAAACUUGUAAAUUUCAUACGUGCAAGAGGCCUUAAUCAUCGUCAGUUCGUUACGUUCUUAGAGGAAACCGAUGCGGCUCAUCAGGACCUACUUUACCACUCCCGUGUCCGCUGGUUAAGUUUGGGGAAAGUGUUGCAACGCGUGUGGGAGCUCAAAGAGGAGAUAAGCUCGUUUUUGGAGUUAAAGGAAAAAUCCGAAGAAUUUCCCGAGCUGAGUGACGAGAACUGGCUUUGUGACUUUGCGUUUGCUGUGGACAUUUUCUCACACUUGAAUGAGCUGAACGUGAAGCUACAGGGGAAAGAUCAGUUUGUACAUAACCUGUACACAAAUGUGACAGCCUUCAAAUCCAAGCUGAUUUUAUUCUCCAGACAAAUGUCAAACAAAUCUUUCACUCAUUUCCCCACACUAGCCACGCAGAAAGAGGCCACCCGAAACACGAAGAAAUACUGCAAAUCACUGGAUGACCUGCAGAGAGAAUUCCGCCGUAGGUUCUCUGAUUUUGAAAAAAAUGACAAGUCACUCCAGCUGGUGUCCUGUCCCCUGUCACAAGACCCUGACACCGCACCGCAGGAGCUGCAAUUGGAACUGAUCGAUCUUCAGUCCGACUCUGCCUCCAAGGAGAACUUCAAGUCUCUUAAACUGACUGACUUUUACGCUUCACUUAACAAAGCCACGUUUCCAAACCUGCUGAGAUUGGCACAGGAGAUGAUAGUGUUGUUUGGCUCAACAUACGUGUGUGAGCAGACGUUCAGCGUCAUGAACAUCAACAAAGCUCGUCACAGAUCCAAGUUAACGGACCAACAUCUCAGAUCUAUCUUGAGAAUUGCCACAACAAAACUAGCCCCAGACUUUGAUGCACUGGCUAAGAAGGGAGACCAACAAUACUGUUCCCACCCCACUGUGGUGAGUUUUUCUACUGUGUCAUGA